Molecule: messenger RNA, 3009 nt
Organism: Colletotrichum navitas
Lineage: Eukaryota; Fungi; Ascomycota; Sordariomycetes; Glomerellales; Glomerellaceae
Product: endoribonuclease L-PSP
Exons: 7
Coding region: 1-3009 (1002 amino acids)
Molecular function (GO): NADP binding; N,N-dimethylaniline monooxygenase activity; flavin adenine dinucleotide binding
Source: RefSeq, a predicted model, not a curated record
AUGACGGUGAAACCAGCGCGCGGCGACCGCGUCCGCGUCCCGGUCCGCGACCUGCCCUCCUGGAUCCCCUCGGUCCCGCCCUUCGAUAGCGAGGAAACGCUCGACGCCGCGGCCGUCGCCGCCGACUUCCUCGCGCGCCUCGCCGCGGCCGUCCGCGACGGCGACUGGGACGCCUUCGGGGCGCUCUUCGCCGACCGGUGCUUCUGGCGCGACAACCUCACGCUCACCUUUGACAAGCGCACGCUGCACACGCGCGCGGCCGUCGUCGACGCCUGGCGCGCGCUGGCCCCCCGCCGCCGGCCGUCCGGGCUCUCGGCGGACAAGGACGGGCGCCGCAUGACCAUGGACGCGGCGUGGCUCGAGGCGAGGCCGUUCGGCCCGCUGCCGCGCACCUCGCCGUCCAUCAUCGGCGCGGACCAGCGCGGGCGGCCCGAGGCGCAGGGCCUGCCGCGGGUCGAGGACGGCAAGGUGCUGGACGCGGUGGUCGUGGGCGGCAGCUGCAACGGCAUCGCCAACGCGAUCCGGCUCGACGCGGCGGGGGUCGAGGUCGCCGUGUUCGACACGGAGGCGCGCGCGGGCGGGAACUGGUCGACAAAGAGGUACGAGGGCGUCGUGCUGCACCACCCGGCCUUCAUGAUCCAGCUGCCGCUGUUCCCCGUGCCCGAGGGCGAGGGGUACCCGAACUACCUGACGGGGCAGGACCUGACGCGGUACUACUCCUCGGCGGUGGAGCGGCUGCGGCUGCCGUUCUUCGGCGGGGUCGAGGUCGUCGGCAACGCGUGGGACGAAGGGGCGGGGCUGUGGACGGUGACGGUGAAGGACGUCGCGACGGGGGCGGUGGCGCGGCUGCGGGCGAGGAACGUGGUGGUCUCGACGGGGCUCGUGGUGUCGGACCAGAACUCCCGGAUGCCGGCGCUUGCGGGGCGGGAGGCGUUCGCGGGGCCGGUGCAGCACACGGCGGCGUACCGCAACCCGGAGGCGUACCGGGGCCGGCGGGUGGUGGUGGUGGGGUCGGGGAACUCGGCGCACGACGUGGCGGCGACGCUGGCGCGGGACGGCGGGGUGGCGAGCCGCAGCCCGACGGUGCUGCUCGACUUCGACGGCGUGGCGCCGCUCCUCGCGCGGCGGUACGGUGGGCAGACGCCGAUCGACACGGCGGACUUUUUGGAGGGAGCCCUGCCGCUCGGGCUGGUGCUCGACGGCCGGAUCAAGGUGGCGCGCGGGGAGGCGAGGGGGUUCGUGGAGCGGGGGCUCGUCGUCGUCGACCGGCAGACGGGGCAGGAGAGGGUCGUGGAGGCGGACGGGGUGGUGCUGGCGACGGGGUACGAGGUCAUGGACCUGCCGCGGCGGUACAAGGAGAAGGGCUUCGUGGACGCGGACACGGCCGACAGGCUGGUCAACGUCAACCAGAACGGGGUGGACGCCGAGGGCGAGCAGCCCGGGCUGACGACGUUUUCUGGACCAACCACCAUGGCCUCGACACUCCCACCCAAGGUCGAGCGCACGACCAUCGCGGGGUCGAUCGAGAUACCCCGCAUGCUCCACGGCCUCUGGCAGCUCGCCGGCGGACACGAUCAGGACGUCGACGUCGCAGCCGCCGCGGAGGCGAUGGGCCCGCUAAUCGACGUCGGCCUCGACGGCUUCGACAUGGCGGACCACUACGGCCCCGCAGAGCUCGUCGUCGGGCGCCACAACCGCACGUGCUCGGGGCGGCCCAUCACAGCCUUCACCAAGUGGUGCCCGCCCGAGAGCGGUGACAGGUCCUUCGCGACGGCGGAGGCGGCCGUGGACCUCGCCUUGCGGAGGAUGGCACAGGAACGGGUCGCCCUCAUGCAGUACCACGUCUGGGACUACAGCGACGACACGUACCUCUGCAACCUCGCGCACCUGGGCGCCCUCCAGCGGCAGGGCAAGAUCUCGCACGUGGGCGUGACCAACGUGGACGCGGCGCACCUAGAGCUGCUGCUGGACUCGGGCUACGCCAUCGCGACGAACCAGGUGUCCUGCUCCGUGGUUGACCGCCGGCUGGUCAGGGGCCGCAUGGCGGGGGUGUGUGCCCGGCGCGGCGUCGGCGUGCUGGCGUACGGGACGCUGCUGGGCGGCUUCCUCAGCGAGAAAUGGGUCGGCGCGCCGGAGCCGACGAGCGUCGAGGGGCUGAACUGGAGCCUGAGGAAAUACCUGCGCUUCAUCCGCGCCGCCGGCGGGUGGGCGGCCUUCCAGGGCGUGCUGAAGGCCGUCGCGGCCGUCGCGCAGAAACACGGGGUGCGGGUCGCGGCGGUGGCGAUGAGGUGGGUGCUGGACAUCCCCGUGGUGAAGGCCGUCAUUGUCGGGGCGAGGCUGUCGGAGGAGAGCGGCAAGCACACGGCCGGCAACCUGGCGGUGUUUGGGCUCUCGCUGGACGACGAGGACAGGACGGCGAUCGCCAAGGCGCAGGAGGCGCUGGCGGACAUACCGGGGGACUGCGGCGACGAGUACCGGCGGGCGCCUUUCCUGACGGCGGCGGGCGACUUGAGCGACCACGUCAAGGGAGGGGACGGGGGGCGACGACGGCGCGAGGUCGAGGAGGCGGUCGCGGCCGGGGGGAGGGUGGAGUACCGCACAGGCAGCAAGUGGGAGCCGGUGGCCGGAUACUCACGCGCGGUGCGGGUGGGCUCCGUCAUCCGGGUGUCGGGGACGACGGCGAACCCGCCGGCGGAGCUGAUGGAGCAGCUCGCGGCGGUGGGCGGGGCGUCUGCACGGUCGCAGACGGUGGCGGUGCUCGACGUUAUCGAGCGGGCGAUCAGGCGGCUGGGCGGGAGCAUGUCUGACGUGGUCCGGACGAGGGUGAUGAUCCGGCGGGAGGAGGACGUGGCGGAGGUGUCGGAGGCGCAUGGCUGGGUGUUCCAGUGUCACGGGGUGCGACCGGCCAACACGCUGACGACGGCCGGGCUGAUUGGGGACGAGAUGCUGGUCGAGAUCGAGGCAGAGGCGGUGGUCGGGAGCAGCGAGUCGGUGUUAGUGGUUGAGUGA